This is a messenger RNA of Lacerta agilis (Sand lizard), 1737 nucleotides long. It is a transcript of the gene SPIC, whose product is annotated as Spi-C transcription factor. Gene Ontology annotation, molecular function: DNA-binding transcription factor activity, RNA polymerase II-specific; sequence-specific DNA binding. Lineage: Eukaryota; Metazoa; Chordata; Lepidosauria; Squamata; Lacertidae. Gene Ontology annotation, cellular component: nucleus. Gene Ontology annotation, biological process: regulation of transcription by RNA polymerase II; cell differentiation. The transcript has 5 exons. The record is from RefSeq and is a predicted model, not a curated record. Bases 315 to 1082 code for a protein of 255 amino acids.
UGUAGCUUGUUAAGAGUACUGGAAAUUGUUAGGAGACACCUAGCACUCUCACAGAACUACAAUUCCCAGACCUCUCUGGGAAGAGGAACUGAUCAUUAAAGCAGUUUAAGUCUGUGCUGUAAAUAAAUGGGAGAAAGUGCAUGAGUAAAUACUAAACUAAAUUGGUAAUAGGAGUGGAAUCUGCCAUCAAUUAUGGAAGAGAAAUUACACCUCAAUGUCAUUUUUGGAUUUUGAACAGUAACUCCAGCUCUAAAUAAAGCUGUUUUGCUUUCACACAGGCUUGAAGAUCUGAUAUUUGCUUUUUUAAAACAGAAAUGAGUUUUACAGACCAAGACUUGCUAGGACAAGCCCUUGAAGACGCCUUGGAGGUGUUACAGCAACAUUCCCAUGGCGACUGUAAUUAUACGCCAGAAGACUUUAAAAACUGUCUGACUUACCAUCACCAUUCUCUCCAAGCAAAUCCAAGUUACCUAUCAGAUAAACCAAUAUAUAGUUGGAGUGAAACACCGACUUUACUAAAUACAGAGGCCGGUUUUUAUCUGGGUGCAGCUGAGUACCAUACUCUGCAGACUGUUCCAGAAAAUCCAGAGAUGUGUGCCAUACCUUUGCAGCAAAAAGGCAGGAAAGGCAGGAAGAAGCUACGCCUGUUUGAAUAUCUUCACGAAUCUCUCCAUAAUCCAGACCUGGCAAACUGCAUCCAGUGGUUAGAUAAGCCCAAUGGUGUCUUCCAGUUUGUUUCCAAACACAAGGAGAAAUUGGCAGAACUGUGGGGGGAACGCAAGGGAAACCGGAAGAUCAUGACCUACCAGAAAAUGGCCAGAGCUCUGAGGAAUUACGGAAGAACAGGAGAAAUAAUUAAAAUCCGAAGGAAACUGACCUAUCAGUUUGGUGCCAUGGCUUUGCAAAGGCUUUCUCUGGCUUACUUUCCCGGGAAAGAGGGAGAUUUUGAUCUCUAUCACCAAGGUGAUCAAAAGUGCCAGUAUGCAGACAGCUGGCUUUCUUAUCAUUAUUACAUGUAUAACAAGGAUCAUGAACUACAGCAGCUUUAUAGCAAUACAAAUCCAUUUUGUUAUGAAUCUUAGAGAAACUUUGAAGGACAGCAACUCCUCUCCAGUGUACAUUCCCCCAGACUCUUGAGAUAUCACAUUAUGCAUCUGCACAUUUUUUUUUCUUUUUUAUGCUCCCUAAACUAUUAACUCACUAGAAACCUGAAAACAUAUGCAAGCUUUCAGAUUCACGUAAACCAUUCUUCAGUCUUAGCUGGGAUGGUCGUAGGAGAUGUUUAAGGCUAUACUCCACGUGUGUCUGGGAGUAAGUCCCACAGAAACUUAGCAAGGCUUACUUCUACACAGACAUGCACAGAAUUGUGCUGCAAAGCUCCUAAAAGAAGGAGAGAGGGGAGAUCAAUAACAUAGGGAACAGACUAUUGUAAGAACAUCUAAAUUUUAACAAUAUUGAUUUAGAGGAUCUAUUUAUUUCAACAGAUCUUUCUUCCAAUUAACUGCACCCUCUUAAGCAUGUUUACUCCGAAGUAAAGUCCACUGAACUGUAUCCCCAGUAAGUGUGUACAGGUCUGUUGCCUUAAUGGUAGGGUUUAAUGACAUAUUAUAAUCACAAACCCAAAUGUUAAGAUCUCAGAGCAUCCUAAUAAUAUAACACAUCAAGAAUUACUGUGGCUUGUGUGUCUACAAUGGUUUGUGCAUUUAAUUUGUUUCUUACUGUAUGUAUCUCAUUAAA